AUGAAGUCUGGACUCCUAACCUACGCCUUCGCUGCAAACCUGGCGGUCCCGCUGGCCCUUGCCACCGCCAUCACCAGACGAGCCCUUGAUACAGCCGCCCUCGCAAACCAAUACUUCGGCAACGACAGUCCCUGGUAUAAAGACCGGAUCCCCUUCUUCACCUGCUCCGACACAUCCAUCCAAGACGUCUACUACUACCGCUGGAAGGUCUUCCGUGCACACCAGCGAGAUCUGGGCGAGAGAGGUUACGUCUCAACCGAGUUCCUCGACGAUGUUGGCUGGCAGCUGGAGCCCUGGGCUACACUGAACGAUGCUACCGGGUUCCACAUUGGCGAAGGCCGCUGGUUGCGAGAUCGCCGGUUUGCGGACGACUACAUUCGCCACAUGUACAAUGGUGGCAAUGACCGGCAUUUCACGGAUUACACGGCCGAUUCAGUGUGGGGCCCAUAUCUGGUUGAUGGCGAUGCUGAGAGCAUGACUGUUCAUUUGAAUGCCAUGAUCGAUCUUUACAAUCAGUGGAACGACAGCUUUGACACCGAGAAAGGCUUGUAUUGGAGAGAGCCUCUCGCUGAUGCAACGGAAUACACCAUCUCUAGCAUCGAUGCAAGCUGUGGUCAAGACGGCUUUACUGGAGGCUACGCAUUUCGUCCUUCAAUCAAUUCGUACAUGUGGGCGAAUGCGGUCGCAAUCAACAAGAUCGCUACGCUUGCUGGGCAGGGAGACGUUGCGACAGAUUUCCAGCAGCGAGCAGAUACAUUGAAAGAGCGUUUCCAGGCUGAUAUCUGGAACACUACUCUCGAACACUUCAUCGACCGGUAUCAGCGGGAUACAGACUGCGUCAAGUACUGGGAGCCUAUCCGAGGAAGGGAGUUAGUCGGCCUGGUGCCAUGGAUGUUCAGCAUGCCAGACAACAACAGCACUUACAAUCCCGCUUGGAAGAAUCUACUCGAUUCGGACAAGUUGAAGGGGCCGAAUGGCAUGCGAACGAACGAGCCGUCUUACGAGUACUACAUGCGGCAGUACAGGUACGAUCAGCCGACGGGGUUGAGAGAGUGUCAGUGGAACGGACCCGUCUGGCCCUACCAAACAACACAAGUUCUUCUUGGCAUGGCCAACUUGCUCGACACGUAUGAUCAAAAUAUCGUCACCAAGGCAGAUUUCGUCGGGGAACUGAGAAGGUACACGAACAUUCACUCUCUCAAUGGUGGGCUGAACAUCCAAGAAGACUACGAGCCUGAUAAGGCUGGGCCUAUCGUUGGCUUGCCUCGAUCACAUCACUACUUUCACUCCGGCUACAACGAUCUAAUCAUCAGUGGUCUUGUCGGUAUUCGACCCAGGGCAGACAGUGUCAUCGAGGUCAAUCCAAUGGUGCCUGAAGGAUCUGAUAUCAGUUCGUUCCGCAUUCAAGAUGUCCCUUACCAUGGCCACUCUGUCGCUGUUCAGUGGGAUGCCAGUGGAAGCGGGUUUCAAAUUGAGGUCGACGGCGCAGUUGUGGCCUCUUCCCCAUCACUUGGUCGACUCACUGCAGACAUUUCUUCAGCGACUGCACCCAUCAUCACACGACGCAUUGCCAAAUCGAUCCAGCUCGUCAGAGGCGACUUUCCAAAAGGCUCGGCCUCAUCAGGAAACGACACUGAACGCAUUCACGAUGCCAUCGACGGUCGGAUCUGGUUCUUCCCCGAGCUGCCAAACGGCUGGGACUCCGAUGCCUCUGAUGCUGGCUCCGAGCAAUGGUAUGCGAUCGACUUUGCCAAUGGCACUCAGGUCAAUUCUGCUGAGCUAGCGUUCUUCGUUGACGGCGAGAACUAUGCGCUGCCGAAGGAUUACUCCAUCCAGCAGUUCGACGGCACCAACUGGGUAGAUGUUUGGGGUGAUCGGCCUCAGCUUGUUGCAAACGGUGUUACGGCCAUCGAAGGGAAUGCCGUGACAACAAGUAGGAUCCGAGUGGCAUUUACACAGCCGGCCGGGAAGAAGACGAGGCUGGUUGAGUUUAAGCUUUACUGA
Messenger RNA from Zasmidium cellare ATCC 36951, 2004 nucleotides. RefSeq lists its product as uncharacterized. Gene Ontology annotation, biological process: carbohydrate metabolic process. The transcript has a single exon. Bases 1 to 2004 code for a protein of 667 amino acids. The record is from RefSeq and is a predicted model, not a curated record. Lineage: Eukaryota; Fungi; Ascomycota; Dothideomycetes; Mycosphaerellales; Mycosphaerellaceae.